Messenger RNA from Tigriopus californicus, 2101 nucleotides. RefSeq names its product tryptophan 5-hydroxylase 1-like. Gene Ontology annotation, molecular function: tryptophan 5-monooxygenase activity; iron ion binding. Gene Ontology annotation, biological process: aromatic amino acid metabolic process. The record is from RefSeq and is a predicted model, not a curated record. Lineage: Eukaryota; Metazoa; Arthropoda; Copepoda; Harpacticoida; Harpacticidae. Gene Ontology annotation, cellular component: neuron projection. The coding region runs from base 771 to 1985 and encodes 404 amino acids. The transcript is spliced from 9 exons.
GUGGACUAGUUUUGGCUCUUACGUGUUUUUUUUUAGCAGAAGUUACCAUGGCCUGAAUCUUGAAUGUUACAGUUUUAAAGCAAAGUAAAGGCGCCUAGGUGGACAUUUCAUUCAAUAUAUAACAAUUUAUGCAUAGUAUAGAUUUUUUUUACUUAGUUUCACCACUUGCCGUGGGACCUAAGACCAUGACUCGUUAUAACGUCUGACCUGUUCUCUCUUUUAACACUAUUGAAGAUAGGUAUUUGUCCAAAAUCCCUGACCAACCAUUGGAUCCGCCAUGGAGGUUUCAAUUUAACUGGAGGUCUUUCCAAUAGGAUAGGAUCACAGCAUCAGUUUUUUGUACCCCUUUGUGCCCAAGCGCCAUCUUUCGGAUUUGUAGGGAUGUGUCAAACGUAAAAAUGACAUAGCUUUUUCCUCCAACAAUUGAACUUCUGCGUCAAACUGAGCUUAUUUUUUUUUCUUUUCAAUCGCAUCUAGCACUAUCCUUUGUUUUUUUUGAAUAACAGCUCCGCUUAUUUCAACACUAAGGGGUAAACAACGACCCCCGUGAGUAAUCCUAGUGUCGUCGGGUACCUCGGUGAUCUCAUUUGAUCUCAUUUGGAAACGGGACAAAAACGGAAACGUUGUUCAAAAACGGCGCCGUCUACCAAUAUCGUUCCGAGGAUAAUAAACUCAAGUCGGCCAUCAUAUUUCGUCUAGGAGAAGAGCGGAUCAAUGAUAUCACGAAAAUCCUGUUCUACUUUGAGCGUAAGAAAUUCAACUUUAAACACAUGGAGACAAGGAAAAACAAGAAUGAAUUCGAGCUCUACAUCGAGUUGGAAAACUUGGAUUGUCGGGAAUGGACUCAUAUCCGAGCCAUGCUUGAGACUUUGAUCCAUGUAGAUAUUUACCCGCGGGCUACCACGGCCAAGGACAAAACUGAGGAGCCAACGAACGACAUUCCGGAGAUGGAAGAUGUGGCCUGGUUCCCGAAGAGCAUUGGCGAUCUGGACAAUUUUCAAAAUGUUCUCAUGUACGGCACUGAUUUGGAUGCGGAUCACCCUGGGUUCUUGGACAUGCGUUAUCGGAAACGAAGGAAAUUGUUCAGCGAAAUUGCGAUGCUCUACAAACAAGGGAGAAAUAUUCCAAAAAUCCGAUACACUGACGAGGAAAUCAGGACUUGGGGCAGUAUCUACACGCAUUUGGAAGAGAUGUAUUACCAUUAUGCCUCUGAGAAGUUUGUGAAAAACUUCAAGGAGCUUCAAGUACAUUGCAAUUACAGUCGUAAUUGCAUUCCCCAAUUGCAAGAUGUGAGCAAUUACCUGAAGAGGAAAACCGGAUUCACUUUGCGGCCAGUGGCAGGAUAUUUAUCGCCUAGAGAUUUUCUGAGUGGCUUGGCAUUUCGAGUGUUUCAUUGUACACAAUACAUCCGCCAUAGCUCGGAUCCCUAUUAUACUCCUGAACCGGAUUGCUGUCAUGAGCUUCUUGGACAUAUGCCCAUGCUAGCUGACUCGGAAUUCGCCCAAUUUUCACAAGAGAUUGGACUGGCAUCUCUAGGAUGUUCUGAAGGGGACAUCAAGAAAUUGGCUGCGUGUUACUUCUUCACCGUAGAAUUCGGCCUUUGUGUCGAGGAUGGAUUUCUGAAAGCCUACGGUGCGGGAUUAUUAUCCUCGGGAGCGGAAUUGGCACAUGUCAUGAACGGCAUCCGGAACAACUCGGUAACCGUGGACAUGUUCGAAGUGGAAAAGGCCUGCCAGACCCAAUGCAUGGUUACUUCGUAUCAAAAGCGAUAUUUCAUCACCAACAGCUUCCAGGAUGCAUUGGCUGCUCUGAGACAAUUUGCCUCGAGCAUUGAGCGACCAUUCUCAGUUGAAUACGAUCCAUACACUCAACGCGUCUUGGUCUUGGACAUCGAAGGUAAAGAAAACCGAGACGAAAACGAGAAGCAAGCCAAGACAAAGAAGAUCCUUGAUAGAUAUGAAGAGGACCAAGAUCAGGAAGAAUGAUUAUCUUGAUUCGCACUCCCAAGAUUGUUCUCAGAUCAUUAAUUUUGCCGCAAUGUAUUGUUAUCAAUGUAUCAUUCAAUGUUGUCUCAUAGAAUAAAGGUUUUGGGAACCAAACA